Molecule: messenger RNA, 345 nt
Organism: Leptosia nina
Lineage: Eukaryota; Metazoa; Arthropoda; Insecta; Lepidoptera; Pieridae
Source: the annotation of a GenBank genome assembly
AUGGUUAUGAGGGGGGGGGGGGGGGGGCCCCGGUCCCCGGGGGGAAACGAAAGGGCGGGGGAAGGCCCCCCCGGCGUCCAGCCCCAAGCGAAAGACGGCAGGGGUUUCAAGGAGUACUUUUUGGGGUUGAACAUGAAGAACAAUCGACGGAAUCCCUGGUUUGUUGAAUUCUGGGAGCACCACUUCCAAUGCCGAUACCCAGGGUCCCCCCGGACCCCAUACAACGGCCACUACAAAAGAAGAUGUUCAGGUCUUGAACGGUUGACUGUGAACAAUACUGAAUUUGAACGACAGCUCCAAUUUGUCAGUGAUGCUGUGAUGGCUUUCGCUUAUGCUAUUAGGUAA